AUGGAUGUCCAUUGGAUAACUACAUAUGCGACCGAGCCGCUUUGCGUGGCCAUUUGGACAUCUUCAAAUACGCACAUGAAAAAGGUUUCCCAUGGGACGAAGGCACACGCAAUUAUGCUGCUGGGAAUGGUGAUUUGGAGAUACUUAGACACUUCGAAGGCUGCUGCGGAAAAUGGCCAUUUGGAAUGCCUCAAAUAUGCCCAUGAAAAUGGCUGUCCAUGGGAUGUGGACACUUGCUGCUUUGCUGCUAUGAAUGGUCAUUUGGAAUGCCUCAAAUAUGCCCAUGACAAUAGCUGCCCAUGGGAUGAAGGAACAUGCUGCUGUGCUGCUGCCAAGGGCAAUUUGGAGUGUCUCAAAUAUGCCCAUGAGAACGGCUGUCCAUGGGGUGACGAGUUGACAAGCGUCAAUGCUGCUCGAAACGGCCAUUUGGAGUGUCUCAAAUAUGCCCAUGAAAACGGCUGUCCUUGGGAUGAAGACACAUGCAUGGCUGCUGCUGAAAAAGGCCACGUGGAAGUGCUCCAAUAUGCUGUACAGAAUGGUUGCCCAUGGGACAGAGAUGAAGUCUUGAGGGAAGGUACUUCAGAGGUAAGAGCAUGGGUUCAAAAUAUGUUAUCCCAGAGGAAUGCAUAA
Molecule: messenger RNA, 630 nt
Organism: Seminavis robusta
Lineage: Eukaryota; Bacillariophyta; Bacillariophyceae; Naviculales; Naviculaceae
Source: the annotation of a GenBank genome assembly